Lathyrus sativus (Indian pea) is the source of this 1416-nucleotide messenger RNA. Lineage: Eukaryota; Viridiplantae; Streptophyta; Magnoliopsida; Fabales; Fabaceae. The record is from the annotation of a GenBank genome assembly.
AUGGACAACAAAAACAACAAACCUCUUCACAUUGUCAUGUUCCCAUGGAUAGCCAUGGGACACAUGUACCCAUGUUUCCACCUUUCCAAAAUCCUCGCACUAAAUGGCCACUCUAUCACACUCAUUUCCACCUCUUCAAUCAUUGACCGUCUCCCUAAACUCUCACAAACCCUCUCACCUUUCAUCAAUCUCAUCAAACUUCCAUUAUCACCCCACAUUGACACAAACAACCUCCCCACAAACGCAGAUUCCACCACCCACAUUCCCUCCAACAAACUCUAUUACCUUAAACUAGCCUACGACUCUCUUCAACAAUCUGUAAUCAAUAUCCUCAAAACCUCUAAUCCCGAUUGGGUUUUCUAUGAUUUUGCAGCUAGUUGGUUGCCCAAACUAGCAAAAGAUUUGAAUUUGAACAUUUCAUGUGCUUAUUUUAGUCCUUGUCCUGCAUGGACUAUAUGUUUCUUUGACACACCAAGACAGCAACUUGGUGAUGAUGUUGCGUCCAUUAGAAAAGAUCCUGAGGAUUAUUAUGGUCCUCCCAAAUGGGUUUCUUUUCCGACAAAAAUCGGUUUGAGAUCUUAUGAGGUAAGAAAAUUACUUGAAGAUAUCAAAGUGAAUGAAACAGGGGCUUCCCCUGUUUUUGAUCUAAACAGAGCAAAUUCAGAUUGUGAUAUGUUUGUUAUUAGAAGCUCAAGAGAUCUUGAAGGGGAGUGGUUAGAUUUUGUUGGUGAGUUUUACAACAAGCCUGUGAUUCCUGUUGGUUUGCUUCCGCCGAUUGUAGAUUCUUCUGAUGAGGUAGAUGAUAAUCCUGAUUGGGUUCAAAUCAAAGAAUGGUUAGAUACACAAAAAGUUUCAUCUGUUGUUUAUAUUGCAUUUGGGAGUGAGGUGAAAUUGAGUCAAGAGAAUCUCAAUGAAUUGGCUCUUGGCAUUGAGAAUUCUAAGUUACCUUUCUUUUGGGUUUUGAGGGAUUUGAAAAAUGGUUCUGUUGAGUUACCAAAAGGGUUUGAAGAUAGAACAAAAGAUCAAGGAUUGGUUUGGAAGAAUUGGGCUCCACAAGCUAACAUCUUGGGACAUAUUUCUGUUGGUGGUUGUUUGACUCAUUGUGGUUCUGGUUCAAUGAUAGAGAAUCUUUAUUUUGGACAUGUUCUUGUUAUGUUGCCAUUUUUAUUGGAUCAAGCUUUGUAUUCAAGAGUGAUGCAAGAGAAGAAAGUGGGGAUUGAGAUUGUGAGGAAUGAGGAAGAUGGGUCAUUUACAAGGGAUUCGGUUGCCAAGGCAUUGAGGUUUACUAUGGUGGAUGAAGAGGGAAGUGAUUAUAGGAAGAAUGCUAAAGAGAUAGGGAAGAAAUUUAGUAACAUGGAGCUUAAUAAGCAAUAUGUUGAAAACUUCAUUUCUUCACUUCACAAUCACAAGUCAUAG